Molecule: messenger RNA, 2780 nt
Organism: Paramecium sonneborni
Lineage: Eukaryota; Ciliophora; Oligohymenophorea; Peniculida; Parameciidae
Source: the annotation of a GenBank genome assembly
AUGAAUAGUCUGAAUAGUGUUCAUAUAGACAAUAUCAACACUACAGGAUAAUAGGAUACUUCUAUGUGUAAAAACCCUUAAGUAAAUCAGGAUUGUGAUUCCUCUUCCAUUAUUUUGCUUAAAAAAAUUGAAGCUCCUAGUCCUGACAUACCUGGUUUUGGUCAAUAAGUUUAUAAACCCUUUCAAAAAUUAAUCAUUUACUAUCAUAUUGGAUAUUUUGUAAAAAAACUAUUAAAAUUUAUUAAACCUGAUUUAUAAUUCAAACCAAAGCACUAUAAAUUAAUUGAUGAUAAAAGUUCAGGCAACAUCAAAGAUUUUAUAAAUUAUGCAGGAAAAUCUAAAGCUUAAGUUAUGCAAUAUCCUAGUCUAGAUGAGGUUAAUUUCUUUGUAAGAAUGAGAUACAGAUAUAGAUAAUAUCUAAAAAAUUUUUAACAAAAAAUCUUUUACUUAUUCGAAUAAAUUCCUUUAAUAGACCCUUCUUUUAAAAUUAAAAUUAUUUGGGAUCUUUUAUUGAAUUGUUUUAGAAUAUAUUUGAUAUAUAUUAUACCAAUAAUAAUCACAUUUGAAGAAUUGAUUGAAAAUUAUGAUUAUCUCAUUAUAAUAUCUCAAGUAGUAUUUGCAAUAGAUUUUUUAUUAAGAAAUAUUACAAUCUAUUAUGAUUAAGGUUUACCUGUAAUUGAUAGAUAUUAAAUUGUCAAAAGUCAAUAUCAUUUUACUAACCUUAUUGAAUUACUUGAAAUAUUUUCUCUCUUUGGAAUGGCUUAUUUUAAAUUUGAUUUUAAUAAUCAAUUUAUUCUAUUUAAUGGAUGGCCUAAAUUUUGGAUGUUACUUUAUUUCAUACAAUUAAAAAAUCUAUUGAAUUUUAUAGGAUCAUGGUAAUAAUAAUUUAUAAUGGGAUAAUUAGCAUCAUCUUUAAUAGAAUUAUCAAAAUUAAUUGGCUUAUUACUUAUAAUCUAACAUAUUUUUAGUUGUAUUUGGCUUAUCAUAGGAAGAUAUAAUUAAAUUUGUGGUUAGACUAAUUGGAUUUCAGCAUUUAAUUUAGACAAUACACUUUGGAGUGAAUUAUAUAUUGAAUCAAUGUAUUUCACAAGUGUUACUAUGUACACUGUUGGAUAUGGAGAUAUACAUCCAAUAAGUAUUAUUUUUAUAAUUAUUUAAGAUAUAUCAGAAAAGAUAUUUGCAUUUCUAUUUGUAUUUGUUUGUACCUUUCAGUUAUCCUUUAGUUUAAAUACAAUUGGAGAAAUUUUAACAAGAAUGAAAAAUAAUAAUGAUAUCAUUAAUAAAAAGUUGAUCUUUAUUAAUUAGUAUAUGCAUACAAAAAAAAUUAGUCACCAAUUAUAAUUUUAAGUUAGAGAAUAUCUUAAUUAUUAUUGGUAUUAAGAAUAAACCUAAUAGACUAAAGAAUAAACUGAUAUUCUAAGUUAAUUGUCUGAUGAUUUAAGAACAUAAAUAGCCGUAGAAUCAAACACUGUAGUACUUAAAAAUUGUGAAUUCUUUCAUAAAAAUUUUUCGAAUGAGUUUUUAAAUGAUCUUUUAAAACAUCUUUAAUUUUAAUCAUUUUAACCUUCUUCUACUUUAAACACAUUUAAUGAAGAUGAUUAUUUUAUACAUAUUAUUGAAUCUGGGUAAGUUGAUAUUUAUGCUAAAAACUAAGAUAAAAAAGUUUUAAUUGGCAAUUAUAAACAAGGGGAACAUUUUGGAUUACAUGAAUUCCUAAAUAAUUAGAAAUCUUUAUAAUAUGAAUAUAAAAGUUCAGGAUUUGUAAGUACUUUAGUAAUUCCAAAAUCUAAAUUUUAUCAAAUAUUAUAAAAAUAUUAAGUUGAUUAUGAAACUUUUUGGAAUUUAAAAAUUAAUAAUUAUUCUGAUACAAAAUGUGCAAUAUGUGAUUCUAGAAGACAUCCGUCAGAUUAAUGUAAAUAAGUUCAUUAUAUACCUGACAAAGAAAAAGUCAUAAAAUAAUAUAAUUUUUAUUAAAGUUAAGAGAGAAUUAUGUUUUUAAGAAAUUCCAGAAGAAUUAGAUAACUUUAUCAUGCUUAAACAGAUUAAGAGAUAUUAAGAGAAGCUGCUUAAAUGGUGAAAGUUAAAAAUGAUAGUUUAUUUUUCUAAAAAUACUAAUAUAAUUAAGAUGAUACAACUUAAUUUGAAAGUUAAGGUAAGCUAUAUUUCCAUAAAUAGAAAUUCUUAAUAAAAAAGAUAUUGAAUCAGUAGGAGUGCUAAUAAAAGAUCUUGAGAGCAAAUCUUAUUUUGAUUUCUAUUAAAAAUCUUAAUUUAAAUCAGAAAAAGAAAUUUAUGAUGGAAAAUUAAAUUUAUCGUCAGAAUUCUUAACAUUAAAAGUUCUUAAAGAUAAAUUAAAUCAUAAAGAUCUAUAUACAGAAAAAGAUUUAUAACAAAUUGAUUAUCAAAUAUAAUUAUUGGAAUUAAAAUUAAAUUUAGAGGAUAAAUUGGAACUAGAUAAAAAGCACGAAUAUCAAACUUUUAAUCAAAAAUCAAAUAUAAACUUUGUUUUAAAGAAACUCAUAAAUCCUGUUCGAUAUAUAUUGGUUUCGACAUCUAAAAGUUUGGAUCAUUAUUCUUUAAUAAGUGGCAAUAAUUGGAUAAAAUAUUUAUUUUAUCCUUAUGAAUUUAUUAAUUAAUAUAGAUUCAAUAUAAAUCGAUUGGGAGUACCUAGAAAAUCUCUAGUAGUUCGAUAACAAGAACAUCGAUUGUCAAAUGCACUAUUAAAAAAAAAACAAUAACAUCGUUCCUUAAAAAGAUAAAUUUAGGUAUUUCCUAUUAAAUGA